AUACAUAUUUGCACCCUUGACAUUGCUUCUAUGACAUCAACAUUUUUUUUCACGCGCACUAUGAAUGAGGGCUUGAUUAUAGAAAUGAACCGUAGUGAAAGAAGUAGCUGACCUGCACCUGCUCAUAUCGAUAGUGGAAGAGGACAAUGAGUCCUCGCGUUGGUCUUGUUCUUAUUUCCUACUCGAGUCAUGAUAAACUCGUUAGUAACGCUUUCUUUCGGGAUCUCUUUGUUCAUCAGUUCUUUGUGAUAAUGAUUUUUGAACCAUAGCAGUGGUCUGGCUACUCGUGUCGUGUUAUGUUAAAAUCCUAGGUCGUUCAAAACCAAGAAAAUAUAAGAUUGAAAAAGGAAAGACAGUAAUACUAAUAAACGACGGUAGGCGUAGUUUAUUGACGGACGAGGGAACUCGAUCCAUGUUCAUUCCUUUUCCCCAAGAUUGGACCACUACUGCUACUAUGUAUUGUUUUGCGUGACCGGGUUGUCCACCUGCUCGCAUAGCCUCGAAGAUGUCGACAGAUGAGAAGGGGCACUCCUACAAGAGCAGUAGACCCAAAAGUGGCACAGACAAAGAGCACAGAGAACGGAAGCACAAGUCAGAUAAGUCAGAUGGCGAUCGGGAGCAUAAGGAUCGAAAGUACAAGUCGGAGGACGGUGGUCGGGAGCACAGGAAGUAUAGGCAUGGCGAAGAAAGGCUAAGAUCACAGGAGUACCUGGAUAUUGACCCUCCGGAAAUCGAAAAGAAAAAACAACCUGUUGCGUUUAGCGAUGACCGUGCCCUGCGGCGGCUUGACAAGCUGCUUAACCGGGGUCCGCCACCGAGGAAAGUGCUCGAUGCGCCAAUAAUAAAGGGAAGCCUAGCAAGUCUUCCACCGGAGGUGAAGUACCAUGAAUACGCUAUGAACGGCAAUCGGAUGCAAUAUUUUGAGGGAGUGGCCCAUCAAGGGAAUUUGCCUGUGGAAUGUGAUACUAAGAUUUCUAAAAAGAUGAAAGCGCCCCAGGGCGAAAAAGUCGCCAAACUUGCUGAAGCGAAGCAAAACAAGACAGAAGUCGAGGAAGCGCUAGUGGUAAUAUUUUUUAGAUUUACAACUUAAGCUGGAGAUUCGCUGAUUUAGUUUUACAUGGGUAGUUCUUCUUACGAGGAUAUGAACGCCGACGAAGAUAUGGGAGAUUGAAAAGACUCGCAAAACUAACAGGUCUUGACCUUUUAUAUCCUUUACUUACCUGCUCAUCCAAUAACAUUUUGAGCGCAGCAAGACGAAGUAUUGGCAACGAGUUAUGCCAACUGCUGUUCGGCUGCUGUUGACUGUUUUCCUUAAGACUGACAUGAUAAAUAGCUCUAUCAGAUGGAUUUCAGCGCGUGUGGUAGAAGACAUACCUCUGGGCACCUCAUCAAGCUGCGGCAUAUUUAUAUGUAAGUGCAUCCCGGCUCACAACUAUUGGUAAUUUCGAAUUUAUUUCCUCUCGCUUCAGGAACCGGCGAUAAUAGUAGACGCCUCGAAGAUUGGGGAAGUGAAGCCAAGAGUGGGACUGUGGAACACCAUGAUGGCUAAUAUGACCAUUGGUGGUACACAAUCGAAGCGGACGGUUUAUGUAAAAGACGCGGCAACAGGUAAAUGGAAGCUUGACGAAACAGCUCCUGCUCCUCCAGCUGCCGGUGAUAAUCCAGCAGCAACACCUUCCCCAGAUGGAGCUGGCGCUGGGAAAAGAACGAGGAAAAGUUGGCAGGAGAAUCUGGUCCCUGCGUCGAAAGCCGAAAUUCCUACGGAAAUACCGAAGAGGGAAAAUUAGUUACCCAAGCUGGACAACAUGUACUCCCAAGAAGAGGGGGGGGAGACAAACAGUCACGGUACCCGCACCCCACAACUACUACCCCCCCUUAACAUGUACCUGAAGAUUUCCCUUCUUUUGGAAAAGCGUCUUUGUAAAAUGAUUUGUUGUGAUGUAGGAAGUUUUUCUGGAAUUUGGAGAAAUUAUGUCGACACAGAUGCGUAGUAGAAUGGAACACAGACCUUUUUUUGUGAGAACAAGAUCAUGAUGUGGCAUGAGGUAGAUACUUAUGCUUGCUUGGCCAGCUUCUACCAAGUAGACACAAAUAACUAAAUAUUCUGCUCGUCCUGUAAUUCAAUGCCUCGGGCGUGUAGACAGUUACCCACGGACAC
Amoebophrya sp. A25 is the source of this 2158-nucleotide messenger RNA. The record is from the annotation of a GenBank genome assembly. NCBI's taxonomy places the organism in Eukaryota, Dinophyceae, Syndiniales, Amoebophryaceae.